GUCAACAUUUGUAUGACGUCAUCUAUCAUCAAUGAUAUUGAUCAUGUCGUCACGUCAGCCACCAAUUAUUUUGGCUUUAUUUUAACUGUAUUCAAGGAAAAAUAUGUAGUAAAGUUUUAAUUUAUGUCCUUAAGUAUCAAACAUUCCUUUUUACAUAUAUUGUGGGACUUAGAUUUAAGAUUUAAAGAUGAUGCAGUUUAUGUUAUUGUUCAGCCGGCAGGGCAAACUAAGACUGCAGAAAUGGUACGUGGCGCACCCAGACAAACUGAAGAAGAAGAUCACACGUGAACUUAUAACCACUGUGCUGGCCAGGAAGCCUAAGAUGUGUUCGUUCUUGGAGUGGAAAGACGUCAAAAUAGUUUACAAAAGAUAUGCGUCCCUAUACUUCUGUUGUGCGAUGGAGCAGGAAGACAAUGAGCUGUUGACCUUGGAGCUCAUACAUCGCUAUGUGGAACUACUGGACAAAUACUUUGGCAGUGUAUGUGAGCUGGAUAUAAUCUUCAACUUUGAGAAGGCAUACUUUAUUCUGGACGAGUUGGUGCUUGGUGGUGAGCUGCAAGAGACCAGCAAAAAGAAUGUCCUGAAGGCCAUUGCUGCACAGGAUCUACUCCAAGAGGACGAGACAGUGGACGCGGCGCUACGGGAGGUGGGGCUCCUCUAGACACGGCGAGCCGGCGACGACGCGCACCCACUGCAAAUUACCACCGUGCUAACAAAACGAAGUUCUAAGACAACAACAUCUGUCGCCUCGCCUAUUCCUAAAAAAACACCAUUUGCCAUAAUCCUAUUUUUAAUAUCACUAUUAUAUGUCUACAACAUAUUCAUUUUAGAAUUUUUAUAGACUGUCAUUAUCAGUCGUACAUUUUUAGAUAGAAAUAACAUUUAAUAAUGAUCGUGUAGAUUUUCUACUGUAGUUAUUUGGCGACUGAUACUUAAGAUUGGUUUUAAAUUAUCACUACAUUAACCAUUUAAAUAUAUUGGUAAGUAUUUUAUAUAAAUGUAUUGACGGAAUUGUUUCUGCAGGCCAAAGUGGACCAAGACGAAAUAUUAUUUUAUAAAUUCUUAAUCGAAUGUAUUUUAUAGAAGUAAGUUGACUACUUCGGAGUUUCUCUUAACUAGUUGUAAAAUUAAUUGUUCAUUAGACUUAAUGUUUGUGUUCGUUUUUUUUUAUUUUAAUGUUCGUCCAUAUUAUUUACGUGGUCCGUUAAACUAUUAUAAUUUUAUCGAUUGUUGAAAAACAAAUUAUUAUUUAAAUAAGUUA
Molecule: messenger RNA, 1261 nt
Organism: Spodoptera litura
Lineage: Eukaryota; Metazoa; Arthropoda; Insecta; Lepidoptera; Noctuidae
Gene: AP-1sigma
Product: AP-1 complex subunit sigma-2
Biological process (GO): vesicle-mediated transport; intracellular protein transport
Cellular component (GO): AP-1 adaptor complex; membrane coat
Molecular function (GO): clathrin-cargo adaptor activity
Source: RefSeq, a predicted model, not a curated record